Cotesia congregata is the source of this 948-nucleotide messenger RNA. The record is from the annotation of a GenBank genome assembly. NCBI's taxonomy places the organism in Eukaryota, Metazoa, Arthropoda, Insecta, Hymenoptera, Braconidae.
CCGCAUAUAAAGAUGAAAAUUCGAUCGGUGUUUUUAUUUUUAUUCGUGGUAAUUUUUGCUCUAAUGUUGUGUUCAACUGAAGGAACUGUCGAUCAUUUGAAGUUUUUCCCAAAGAGAUAUUCAAAUUAUUUAGGGUGUUUUUUCGAUGUGACUCCUUGUGAUAGACUCGAUUCUGUGUUGAAAAAUGCAUUAGUGCCUUAUUUUGACAAUGACUUAACUGAGUAUGGUGUAGUGAUGAAAGUAUUUAUAAAAACACAGUUUUCUCAUCUAAAAAAAUACUAUCCCAAAGAGUGGACUGUCAUCAAAGCAAUGUACAGCGCCGAUAAAUUAGAAAAUAUUAAAAAGCCGCGUCUUCAUAAACCUAAGAAGUUAUUUUUUAAAUCAAUGGAUCGUGAUUAUAAAAAUCAUGCUUAUGAACGAAUGGUUGCGGAUUGUUUAAUUGGUGAUAAUCAGUGUAAAAAGCUGAUUAAAGAAUUUAAAGAUACAAUGCUAAACUUCUUAGAAUUAGGUAUAUGUGUUGGAUGUAACAGACAUACAUUCGAUUGGUUCAACAGCAUUAAGAAUGUUUUAGAAGCAAACUACUCAGCCGAAGUUCAUAAAAUAAUUAUAGCAGAUUAUAAAGGAAAUUCUGAAUUAGAAACCGAAAUGGAUGAAGAGUCUAUUUCUGAAAAAGAAGAUCGAUUUUAUUCAAACAUCAGUAGCAUUGAAAUCUUGAACAAAAGAUAUCCUCACCAUGACAAUAGUUAUGAGGCAACGGCUAUCGAAUGUUUUCUUCGCGGAUCUUCUUAUUGUGAUACCAUGAUUAAAACUUUUAAAAAAAAUAUGAAAAUUUUCUUGAGGCAUGGCAGUUGUUCAAGAUUAGUUACCUGCAGAGUAUUCAAAAACGCAGUACGAAUUGCAGAAAAAAAUUACCAUGAAGCUUUAGUUUCUUUUGUUCAAAAUAAUUAA